AUUAAUGUUAUUUAGACUUGCUUAAUAUUAUAUAAAUUCUUAUCUAUUGCUAUAAAUUUCUAUUACAGUUUUAUAUUGUUUUUAACUGAUAACUUUUGGUUAAUUUUUUGGUUCUACAUAUAUUGCUCUAAUAAUAUUUUUAUAGUCAUUGGGUCUUUAGACAUUUUCAAGAUAAAUUAUUCCAACCUUGAAAAAUUGUAACCACAAUGUCACGUGAAAGAUCAAGUAGUAGAAGGUUUUAUCGUGGAGAGUCUACGUCAAACCUUCUGGCAUUUAUGGAUAGGGGUAUGACUGCUGAAGAACAAAACCGAUGGACUUUUGAAGUGGCUUGGGAGGCAGCCAAUAAAGUUGGUGGAAUCUACACUGUGAUUAGAUCAAAGGCAUAUGUAUCAACAGAAGAAAUGGGAGAUCAGUACUGCCUUAUGGGACCAUACAAAGAGCAUUGUGCCAGGACCGAAGUUGAAGAGGGUCCUCUUUCUAACAAUAGCUUAAACAAAGCAGUAGAUGCUUGUAGAAACAAGGGAUAUAAAGUGGUAACAGGUCGAUGGCUGGUAGAUGGAAACCCCCAAAUAAUUCUAUUUGACAUAGGUAGUGCCGCAUGGAAAUUAGACCAAUUUAAGCAAGAACUUUGGGACAAAACGAAUAUUGGAGUGCCGCAUUUAGACAUCGAAGCAAAUGAUGCGAUUAUUUUGGGGUAUAUGGUGGCAGAUUUCUUAGCUGAAUUUAGACAAAUAUCAGAAGAUGAUGGCGAUGGCGUUGUACCUAAAAUUGUGACACAUUUUCAUGAGUGGCAGGCCGGUGUUGGUUUGAUAGCAGUCAGAACUAGACAUACACAUAUAGCUACUGUAUUUACUACUCACGCUACUUUGUUAGGGAGGUAUUUGUGUGCUGGAAACACAGAUUUUUAUAAUAAUUUAGACAAGUUUGCAGUAGAUGAAGAGGCUGGUAAAAGACAGAUAUACCAUAGAUACUGCUUGGAAAGGGCGGCUACACAUUUAUGUCAUACAUUUACUACUGUUUCUGAUAUAACAGGCUAUGAGGCAGAACAUUUACUUAAGCGAAAGCCCGACGUUAUUACGCCAAACGGUUUAAACGUUAAGAAGUUUUCAGCUCUGCACGAGUUCCAAAAUUUACACGCCCUUUCAAAGGAUAAAAUUCAUGAAUUUGUGAGAGGUCACUUUUAUGGGCAUUAUGAUUUCGACUUAGAUAAGACCCUAUAUUUCUUUAUUGCUGGAAGGUACGAGUUUGGGAACAAAGGCGCAGAUAUUUUUAUUGAAGCUUUGGCUAGGUUGAAUCAUUAUUUAAAGAGCUCACACCCUGAAAUAACAGUAGUCGCUUUUAUGAUUUUCCCAACAAAAACAAACAAUUUUAAUGUUGAAUCUCUGAGAGGCCAUGCAGUAACUAAGGCUUUAAGGGACUCAAUACAAGACGUACAAAAUAAAAUCGGAAAAAGGAUGUAUGAGAUUUGUUUGAAUGGGAGGCUACCAGCUGGUAAUGAAUUACUUACGAAAGAAGAAAUGGUCAGAUUAAAACGCUGUAUAUAUUCCUUGCAAAGGGAUGGGCUUCCACCAGUUACUACACAUAACAUUAUUGAUGACUGGAACGAUCCCGUUUUGUGCCAUGUUAGAAGAUGCAAUUUAUUCAAUACCACUCACGACCGCGUUAAAAUUGUCUUCCAUCCAGAAUUUUUGAGUACAACAAACCCGCUAUUUGGCUUGGAUUAUGAGGAAUUUGUACGAGGUUGCCAUUUGGGCGUGUUUCCUAGCUACUACGAACCAUGGGGUUAUACUCCAGCAGAAUGCACAGUUAUGGGAAUCCCAAGUAUAACCACGAAUUUAAGUGGAUUUGGGUGCUUUAUGCAAGAACAUAUCUCAGAUCCGGAAAGUUAUGGUAUAUACAUCGUCGAUAGACGUUACAUCGGUUUAGAACAGUCAGUACAACAGUUGGCGCACUUCAUGUAUGACUUCUCUAGGUUAAGUCGAAGACAACGAAUUAUUCAGAGAAAUAGGACUGAACGGUUGAGUGAUAUGCUAGAUUGGAGAAGUUUAGGAGCAUAUUACCGUCAAGCUAGAACCCAAGCCCUACUCAAGCUGUUUCCUGAUUAUGUCGAUGAAAUUGAAAAUGUUGGAACUAUGAAAUAUCCCAGACCAAUUUCUGAGCCUCCGAGUCCUAACUCGAGUCACGUAACUACGCCCGCGGCAUCGGUUCAUGGCAGCGAUGAUGAGGGCGAUUCUGUGGAUAGCGAGGCUGAGCUGGAAGAGCUCCGGAACCAUAAAUAAGAAUCUGAAGAGAAUCCACUUGGAGUUGGGUAAUCUUAUUUGCUAGAUAAUAAGGCAUCUAUGCAAUACUUUUUAUACAUUUAUUUUAAGAUGGUUUUUAUUAGAUUAACUAGAUCAUUUUAUCGGUUAUUAUAUAUUCUCUCUAUUCGAACAAAUAAGUAUUUACUAGGAUACUCGAAACCUUGCCUUUUUGUGUAUUUUAAGACCCAUUAACACUCGAAAAAAUAUUAAUAGAUUGUAUUGUUAAUAAAGUUUUCUAAAUUGUUUAUGAAAUUAUUGUUGAGUUUUAUAGUUUAGAGUAUAUUAAAAUAUUUAGAUCAAUAUUAGUGUUGAAGUAUAAAAAAUGUUAUCGACAAAUUGUGCCAAUAUAUAAAUUUUUU
This is a messenger RNA of Anthonomus grandis grandis, 2659 nucleotides long. It is a transcript of the gene GlyS, whose product is annotated as glycogen [starch] synthase. Bases 207 to 2279 code for a protein of 690 amino acids. Gene Ontology annotation, biological process: glycogen biosynthetic process. The transcript is spliced from 15 exons. Gene Ontology annotation, cellular component: cytoplasm. Gene Ontology annotation, molecular function: alpha-1,4-glucan glucosyltransferase (UDP-glucose donor) activity. The record is from RefSeq and is a predicted model, not a curated record. Lineage: Eukaryota; Metazoa; Arthropoda; Insecta; Coleoptera; Curculionidae.